AUGCUCCGCUCCCUUCUCGUAGCGUCGGCGCUCGCGCCCGCCGUCGUUCUCGCCCAGUACACUGGCGAAGGCACGACGUAUGGCCCGCCCGACGGCGGCGACAGCUCGACGACUGGCAACUGUGCGCUCAUGCAGCCGCUCGGCUUUGCCAAGAAGUUCCACGUCGCCAUCAACAACUACCAGUGGAGCACCGGCGUCCACUGCGGCCGCUGCGUCGAGGUCCAAUGUACCGACCCCAAGUGCACGCGCAACGACGUCGUGCUCGGUCAGAUCACGGAUCGGUGCCCCGAGUGCGCGCACGGCGACCUCGAUAUGUCACUGCCCAUGUUCAACAAGGUCACGGGCCUGUACACAGACCGACCCAAGAUCAAGUGGAACUUUGUCGACUGCCCCGUCUCGGGUGGCCUCCAAGUUUGUGCCAAGAGCGGCAGCUCCAAGUUCUGGUUGUACGUGCAGCCGGGCAACUCGAAGAGCGGAGUCAAGAGCAUGAGCAUCAACGGCAAGGACGCGCCGUCGUUUGCGGACGCGUACUACUUCAAGUCGCAGGCCUACGCAAGCCCCGACGCAAGCCCCGACGCAAGCCCCGACGCCAGCUCCGACGCCGGCCCCGACGCCCGCGCCCACACCUGCACCAACAGACGCACCGACCCAAACGCCAACCUACGCUCCGACCGAAAUUGGCACCUUUGCCCCGACCCGAGCGCCAACCGAUGCCCCUACGGAGAGGUGGUGACGUCUGCGCCCACCACGGACUCGGCUCCCGUCGUGAGCGUCAACAACAAAGCGUCGGACAACGGGCCCAACACCGGGUCGGUGGUCGGCUACGCGCUCGGCGGCUGCUGUCUCGUCGCUGUCGCUGUCUUUGCCGUCGUUGCCACCAAGGCGCGCCGCAAGAUCAACGACGACAAGGAGAUGGAUCGCAUGUCGUUGAGCCACCGCGUGCCCGUCAUGGGCGGCAGCCACCCGGACGACAUUGCCGUGCUGUAG
Messenger RNA from Saprolegnia parasitica CBS 223.65, 987 nucleotides. RefSeq lists its product as hypothetical. The record is from RefSeq and is a predicted model, not a curated record. NCBI's taxonomy places the organism in Eukaryota, Oomycota, Saprolegniomycetes, Saprolegniales, Saprolegniaceae. The transcript is spliced from 3 exons. The coding region runs from base 1 to 987 and encodes 328 amino acids.